AUGCAAUAAACAUAAUUUUUUGGAAAAAAGAUUAAACUCUAAUAAAUUAGUUUAACUGGGAAUUAUGAAUGUCCUCCUUUACCAACACUCUCAAAUAUUCAUGGUUUAUUUUCACCAAGAUUAGCUAAUUAAAAGGAAUUUUUAUAAUCACCAAGAAAAAAGGUAUAUACAAAGGUAAGUUAAAGUAGUAGGACUGAUGUACCUUUAAUUUCAUAAUCAUAAAGAAAUCUAGAUGGAUUUAACAUUACAUAAUAAUUUUCAAUAUCUCCUUGUAAAAGCUAUAGGUCUACUUUACGUUGUUUAAUAACACAUGAAAUUAACUUUAGAAAAAAUCUUGAUCACAUUUAUAUUGUGAAACAACCUGUUAAUGAAAUAAAUUAAUUAAAAAUUAUGUAAAUGAGUAGAUAAAAAGUGAAUAGCGGAUAUAAAGAAGAUGAUAUUUAUUUAAAAAAGAAAAAAUUAAUACUUGAAGCAUAAAUAGCUUUAAGUGCUACUAGAGUUCAUACUCAAUUAGCAUUAUUUGAUUAUGAAUAAAUUAACUUUUUUGAAGAAAUUCCAUAAAAUUGCAAACUUGUAUUUUUAAGUAAUAAAACUAUGAUGGAUUUUUGGGAAAUUUUAUUUGCUUUUCAUAAUAUUGAAUUAUAAAGUGAUAGAUAAAAUUAAAUAUUGAAUAUUAUUUAAUAUAUCAAUUCAACAGAUGAUCUUCUUAAAUUUUUAUAAGAUAAAUAACUAUUUAAUGAAGUAAUUGAAAGUAGAGAUAUUUGUAGUCCAAUAGAAAAUCUAAUUAUUACAACAUCAAAAUCUAAAUAGUAAUAAUUUUAGAAAUUUAAUACAUCAAAUGAUUUGUAAUUUAAACUUGAUUAAAGUUUAAUAAAACAAAUGCAAAUCUUAAAAACUGAAGAAAAUGAAGAAAUCUAAAUGAUUAGAAAUAGAUUAGAUGAAAAUUUAAAGGAUUAUAAAAUUGAAGUUAAAUCUGAUACAAUUUAAGAAAUUUUAGAAAAAUAAGGUUUGAAUAAAAACAUAAAGCAAAACUAAUAAAAAUGUAACUUUAACAUAAUUAGAUAGAUUUUAAAUUGUCUAAUUUUAAAACUUAAUGUAGUACAAUAGCGAAAACACAAUCUAAAAAUCAAACCUACAUAAAUCAAUUUACUAAAUUUCCUCUCUACAUAGCAUAAUCAUAACCAUUAGCAACAUAUUAUAAUAUACCAAAAUUAAUGGAAAAAAGUGGACUUAACAGAAAUGAAAUUCAUGAGAUAUACUCAAGAUAUAAAGCAUUAUUGAGUUUUGAAUGUACUUAAAUACCAGGAAUGACUAAAUAAAGUAAUAAUUAUAUAUAAAUAAAGUGUUACCCAAUGGAAUCAGUAGAGAUUCAUUUGCAGCAGGGCUUAAUGAAUUAUCAAUGGCCCCUUCUGGAGUAAUUGAUUAAUUAUUUAAUUUAUUUGCAAUAGAAAACAGUUUGAAUUUUGAAGGAUUCCUUUAGAUUAUAAAUUUAAUAACUGCCAAAAGCAAUGAAAAAAAAAUUGAAUUAAUUUUAAAAGUAAAUAUUAAUAAAAUUAGUUAAUUGAUGAAAAUGGAAAUGGAUUACUCUCUUUUGAAGAAAUAUCUUAAAGAUGUGAAAUGAUGAUGGAUUCUAUAAUGAAAUAUAAAAAUGGAGAAUCUUGUACUAAUAAUAUGGUUGAUAUAAUAACAAAAUCUAUUUUUGAUGUAAUAUAUAUAGUUAUUUUAAGGCUGUAGAAAUGAAUUAUGAUGAAGAAAUACCAAUAGAAAAACUGAGAUUGCUAAUUGAAAGUAGAAGUUAGGCUUCCAAAGCUUUAUUAAUGAUGUGUUGUGGUGAUAUAAACUAUAUUGAUUGA
This is a messenger RNA of Paramecium pentaurelia, 1853 nucleotides long. The record is from the annotation of a GenBank genome assembly. Lineage: Eukaryota; Ciliophora; Oligohymenophorea; Peniculida; Parameciidae.